UCAGUCGUUCUCCGGACGCCCAAGCGAACGUUUCGGAGCGAAAGCGGUUAUACGGUGUCUGUUGUUACUUGCUUCGCGAGCCUGGUUCCUGGCUUUUCUUGGCGCCACGAAUAUCUUACAUUCCCUCUACGUACUGAGUCUUCAAUACUCUUGUGAUAGUGCGGUGAUGAGCGUUGUAGUAGUAUAUUCGCUUCUAUAUUUCUCACUCAAAUGAGAAGACUCUACAUAGUGUGGGCCAAGCUGAUUUUCAUCUCAUAUUUUGUUUAUAAUGUACAAUAGUAUUUCGUGUUUUCUAUUUAUCAUAAAUCGUAAGGUGGUUUGCAAAAUUGGAUUAUAGUGAUCAAGCUUUGUGGAUAGUGUGUAUAGUGUGUGAUUGAACAGUUGAACAGUAUCGUUGGUGAGAUGAAAAAGAUGAUGAGGAGAAGCAGGUGAUGCUGUUGAGCUGUGAAAAUGUGGUGGCCUACGGUGCUGGUGUUUUGGUGGGUGGGUGCGUGUUUGGCUGUAGCGGACGCAGUCGUAGACGACCAGACGACCGAGCCGCUCGUGUAUGACGCACCCGACGACUGCCAGUGGUGGGUGCGCAGUGAUGGCGCCUCGGCCGCCUCCCCCGCCUCCACCAGCGACGAGGUGCUGCUCAGCUGCAAGCUGCGGACCAUCAACAGCGAGAUGGACACCACCAACUUCAGUGUGAUCCCGUCCGAGCACACCAUCUCACUGCGCAUCGAGUGCAACGACGAGAUCCGCUACAAGAGUUCUCUCAACGACCGCAGUUUCGCCCACUUGACACGCUUACGAGAACUCACUCUCGACGGCUGCAAACUGGCUAAAUGGCCGGCUGGCACCCUCACCGGCCUUAAAGAACUCAAAAACCUCACCGUCAGAACCAAAAACACUGAUUGGCCUGCUAUGAGUCUCGAGGUAUCCCCCGACAGCUUCCUCCCAGUCAGACAUCUAGAACGUCUCGAUUUGAGCUCCAACAACAUCUGGUCAUUCCCUGAAAACAUAUUCUGUCCACUGACAAACCUCGUGACACUGAACGUCAGUGCCAACCGACUUCAAGAUGUCAGUGAUUUGGGUUUCAGGGAGAAAACACCUCCCCCUCAACCCCUUAUCAGCACACAAGAUGAUAUCCCUGAAGAGGAAGUCCAAAACAAACCCACAACCAGCCCAUGCACAAUGGACAUUCAAGUACUUGAUACUUCUUGGAAUCAUUUUGUACUCAUACCAAUGAAUGGGUUCAGUGCUCUGAGGAGACUACGUGAGCUGUACAUACAUGACAACGAAAUAUCAAUGAUCACUGACAGAGCAUUAGCUGGUUUGAAAAACUUACAAAUUCUAAAUCUAUCUAAUAACAAAGUUGUCGCCUUGCCUCCUGAACUAUUCAGAGAGUGUGCAGAUGUUGUGAAGGAGAUUUAUUUACAGAAUAACUCGAUCAGUGUGCUUUCACCUGGAUUAUUCUCGAAUCUGAACCAACUGCUUGCUUUGGAUUUGUCGAGGAAUCAGUUAACAAGUGCGUGGAUCAAUAACGGCACGUUCUCGGGGCUUAUCAGACUUGUACUGCUCAAUCUCUCUCACAACCGUAUCUCCAAAUUGGAUCCGACACUCUUCCACGAUCUCUACACACUUCAAAUUCUAAAUUUGGAGCACAACAGUCUUGAAACCAUUCCUCCCGACACCUUCACACCAAUGAACAACCUACACACUCUUGUUUUAUCAUACAAUAAAAUCGCUUACCUUGAUGCUUAUGCACUGAAUGGAUUGUAUGUGCUGAGUACAUUGUCACUUGAUAACAAUGAAGUAGCUGACAUUCAUAAAGAUGCAUUUCAAAAUUGUACUGGGUUAUUAGACUUGAACUUGAACGGUAAUCAAUUAACAUCUGUUCCAAUAGCUCUCAAGGACAUGAGGUUAUUGAAAACUGUUGAUCUAGGAGAAAAUUCAAUAACUCAUCUUGAUGAACCUGGAUUUCAUGGAAUGACUAAUUUGUAUGGAUUGAGACUCAUUGGUAAUCAGCUUACAAAUUUAUCGAGAAAAGCAUUAUCAGAUUUGCCAUCGUUACAAAUUCUAAAUUUGGCUAGGAAUAAAAUCGUAUCAGUUGAGUCAGGUGCUUUUGAGAGUAACACCAAUCUACAAGCAAUCAGAUUAGACGCUAAUUAUUUAACUGAUAUUACAGAUACGUUCUCCAAAGUACCUAGCUUACUCUGGUUGAAUAUUAGUGAUAAUAAACUUGAAUGGUUCGAUUAUGAUCUGCUUCCUAGAGGACUACAGUGGUUGGAUUUGCAUAAGAAUAUGAUUACUGAUAUUGGAAAUAGAUAUGGAUCUGAUGUGAAUCUCAGUCUUCAAACGUUAGAUGUGAGUUUCAACAAGUUAACGAAGGUGUCUGCUUCUAAUCUGCCUAAUAGUUUGGAGUUGAUAUUUUUGAACGAUAAUUUUAUCACACAUGUUGAACCACACACGUUUUUGAAGAAGACAAACUUGACUAGAGUGGAUCUGUACGCGAAUCAGAUUGUGGAGAUGGAUUUGAAUGCUUUAUUAUUGACACCAGUGGACCCAGAUAAGGCUUUACCUGAGUUUUACAUUGGUGGAAAUCCUUUUCAAUGUGAUUGUACAAUGGAAUGGUUACAAAGGAUCAACCACCUGGAAAAUUUGAGGCAGCAUCCUAGGGUGCAGGAUUUGGAGAGUAUUUACUGCAAGUUGUUAUAUAGUAGGGAUCGUAUGUAUGUUCCGUUGGUGGAGGCGGAAUCGUCGCAGUUCUUGUGUGCGUAUAAGACACAUUGUUUCGCUCUGUGCACGUGUUGCGACUUUGACGCAUGUGACUGCGAGAUGACGUGUCCGUCGAACUGCACCUGCUAUCACGACCAGUCGUGGUCGGCCAACAUAGUCGACUGCUCCGCGGCCGGCUACACGCAGAUGCCAAGUCGCAUCCCCAUGGAUGCCACAGCUGUCUACCUCGACGGCAACAACUUCGGUGAACUAUCUAGUCAUUCAUUCAUCGGACGCAAAAACCUCAUCACACUCUACGCCAACAACUCCAACAUAGCUGCCAUAUAUAACCACACGUUCAGUGGAUUGAAAAGACUGAAAAUUUUGCAUUUAGAAAACAAUCAGAUCAAGGAGCUUCUUGGAUUCGAACUGAGCACACUCGAAGACCUGAAAGAACUGUAUUUACAAAAUAAUCUCAUCCAUCACAUCGAUAAUAGAACGUUCAUGGGGAUGAAAAAGCUUGAAGUGUUACGUGUUGAUGGGAAUCGUUUGACGAAGUUCUCAGUUUGGCAGUUGUCAGCAAAUCCUUAUCUGGUUGAGAUUGGACUCUCUGGCAACCAGUGGUCGUGUGAGUGUGAUUUCAUGGCUGAGUAUGCAGUUUGGUUGAGAAUCAAUUUAGCCAAAGUGAUGGAUGCAGGUAAGAUCCAGUGUAUGUUGAACAAUGUAACUAAUGCUAUGGGUCCACCGAUCUACGAUUUGAACGGUACCAUGUGUGAUAUGUUCCUAGGCGGUCCAAGAAUGGUCGGCAGAUACGCGAUCAACGAUUAUUUAUCGUUUUUUAUCUGUACAGUUUUUGCAUUUACUGCGUCGGUGGCAACCGUUUGUUUUUUAUUCUUGUAUAGACGUGAGUUGAGGGUAUGGAUCUAUUCGAGGUGUGGGCUGCGAAUGUGCUACAAGACGACGGCGUUUGAGGAGGAGCAGGACAGAGAUAGACUGUUUGACGCGUACGUCAGUUACAGUGUGAAGGAUGACGGGUUUGUGAGUGAGAUGCUGGCGCCGGGUCUGGAGCAGGGGGAUCCGGCGUUCAGGUUGUGUUUGCACUACAGAGACUUCAAUGUGAGCGCCUAUGUGGCCGAUACGAUCGUGGAAGCGGUCGAAUCGUCACGAAGGACUAUUGUGGUGCUAUCUAAGAACUUUAUACAGUCGGAGUGGUGCCGGUUUGAGUUCAAAUCGGCGCUACACGAGGUGUUGAAAGACAGGCGACGGCGCAUGAUCAUAGUGAUCUACGGAGAGCUGCCUCAGAAGGACCUGGAUCCCGACCUGAGGCUCUACCUGAAGACGAACACUACCAUCCAGUGGGGCGACCGCCAGUUCUGGCAGAAGUUGAGGUUCGCCAUGCCCGAUGCCAGGAAGUCAGCACCACUUCCUCCACCGCCGCUCUACAUGGAGAGGGUGGCGACGCCUCCACAGCAGUUCCAUCAUCACCAUCCUGGCAAGGGGUUGCUGCCUCCGCGCUUCCUCCACCACCCCAACAACCUGCAGAUGGCGCAGCACCGAGACUCUGCCAGGAGGAUAGUGCAACCCUUAUGGGCGUAGCGGAUAAUCGGCCACAGGUCUCGGAAAAAUUAAUUGAAGAACGAGAAUAAUUACCACAGCAACGGUAGCUAGUGAGUAUUUGUGAUAAAUAGAGUGCUAAUAUAGAAAUUAAAAUGAAAUUUGUACAGGUCUGUUAAUUUUAAAUUUACGUUGAGAUAAUUAAUUCUGUAAAUAUAAUUUCCGAUCUAUUUUGUUAAGUACAGUACUUAAGUCUCUAUGUAUAAGAAGUGAGCAUAUUUUUCUAUAACCCAAAUCGGCUAACAUAGAGAUGAUGGAUGAAUAAUUCUGAAGACUUAAUAGUUCAUGCAAUUGAAUUAAUAGAUGUAUCCAGCCAAAUAAUAAUUUGCUUUAUUGAUGUAGCUCAUUCGUACUCCUUGAAAGCAUUUGAUAGGUCCUUGUCAUUAAUAUUCACUGAAAUUUUAUAUUUAUCUUAUAAGCUAAAGCUAGAACUCGAAUAUUCAAAGAAUAAUUGUACUUUCUUAUUUUUCUGACCUGCUUGGCAAACAUUGAAUACUUUUAGAUGAUAAUAUUAUGUAGAACAAUGAAGAAGACUAGUAUUUGUUUUUCCAAAUAUAAUGCAAUUUCAAAUCUCUUUUCCAUGUUUAUGAGAACAAUAUUAUUUAAACAGCUUUGAAACUCUCGAAAAUCUCAACAAUAUGCUUGAGAAGUCAUACUAGAUGCUUUCUAGAAUUUUGAUACCGAUUUAUUAUACACAGUUAUUUUAAUACUUAGACAAGUUGAUAUUCUGCUAGGUUUUUGAUUCAUCACACAAGUCAAUCUCAAUGGAUAUUUUCAUGCAUUUCAUUAGGAGAAAUUCGACCUGAGAAUGAUUGAAACUAUUAGGCCUAUGAUAUUCGAGAAGAGUAUUGAAUUUAUAUUAGGUUCAGUAAGCCAGUUAAAUAGUCUGAUUGAUAGACCAAAACAUCGUGUUAGAGCUUACAUUGAAAAGUUUUUCUGUAUUUGAUUCUAGAUUUAGAUUAUUUUAAACAAUAGAGUACAACUCCAUAGUAAAAUUCAAGACACUUGUAUUUAGGAAAGUUGUAGGAAGUGACAGGUUGAAAAAAUGUCUCCAAUUUUGAUGAAAGAGAUCAUCCAUCGAUAACACUAUACAUCCAAUUCUAUCAUUUGAUUUCAAUAAAUUGUUCGGUUCAUUAAGUUUAUUGUAUUUUCUUACUAUAAAAUCUCCUUAGCCUACUUUUGAAGUUGAGAAAUUACUUCUCCUAACCAUGGUGGGUUUCUAUUAUCAAUAAGAUUCAUUAUCAAAUUCCAUUCAAAUCAAAGUAUGACUUGUACCGUAGAGUAAAAUAUGAACUGAAUAAUCAUUCCAAUAACUUAAUUUAUGUAAAUAUGAUAGUUAUCAACUUGAAACUGUUUCUAUUAUAAUAUUUGCACUCAUGCUCAAUGUUUUGCAUUUUUCAAGUCAAGUUCGAUACAAACUAUUUUUCUUGUAUAUCAAAAUAUAAAUUUUAUAAUUUGAGUGGGUAAUUGUAAAUGUUCAUUCAUUCUUCUGUAAAAGUUCAAUGUAUAAAUGUAAUUAUUGUGAAAAUAUUGAAUUUAAAGUUUUUAUUUAUCAAUCUCAGUUAUUAGAUAUAAACGUUGUAUAUCUGUAAAUAUGAUUAUCUUAAGGAAAACUAUGAUCAUUAUAAUGAAUAUUUGAAUAAACUGAAUCUAUUUCGAUUUGUGCUAUGCAA
This is a messenger RNA of Nilaparvata lugens (brown planthopper), 5987 nucleotides long. It is a transcript of the gene Toll-6, whose product is annotated as toll-like receptor 6. Lineage: Eukaryota; Metazoa; Arthropoda; Insecta; Hemiptera; Delphacidae. The transcript is spliced from 2 exons. The coding region runs from base 451 to 4296 and encodes 1281 amino acids. The record is from RefSeq and is a predicted model, not a curated record. Gene Ontology annotation, molecular function: protein binding. Gene Ontology annotation, biological process: signal transduction.